Brettanomyces bruxellensis is the source of this 2475-nucleotide messenger RNA. RefSeq lists its product as uncharacterized. Gene Ontology annotation, molecular function: transcription coregulator activity. The record is from RefSeq and is a predicted model, not a curated record. Gene Ontology annotation, cellular component: nuclear chromosome; nucleus; SWI/SNF complex. Bases 1 to 2475 code for a protein of 824 amino acids. Lineage: Eukaryota; Fungi; Ascomycota; Pichiomycetes; Pichiales; Pichiaceae. Gene Ontology annotation, biological process: chromatin remodeling; regulation of transcription by RNA polymerase II. The transcript has a single exon.
AUGUUUAACGGACAAGGGAACUGGAAUUUCCCGAGCUCCCAAGGGAGUACUAACAACAACAAUAAUAAUAAUAAUGCGAGUGGGAAUAUGAACCAAUUUAAUAAUAUAUCAGGUGGAAUUAAUAACGGCAUAAGUAACAAUCAGCUGAAUCCAACAAAUGUAAACGGAAGUAACAACAACAAUAUCAACAGUAAUGGCAGCAGUGGGAACAACGGCAAUGGUAACAACAAUGGUCAGAUGGGUGGUAAUGGUGUCAAUUCUGCAAUGGCAUUUGGAAAUACAAACACAGGCAUGUCUUCCAAUCAAAAUAUGAGUAUCAAUAAUAGCAGCGGCAAUGCAAGCAUGCCCAAGCAGGUUACACCGCAGCAACUACUACAGUGGCUCAUGAAUUUGGAUCCUCAAAGAAGAAAUGCAGUAGUUCAAAAAAAUGCUCAGAUAAGGCAUUUCUUGGAGCAGUACGAACAACACAGAAAAGCAGCAAUGCAGCAGAUGGUGACGAACCAGAAAAUUGCAGGCCACAUGAACUCGCCUCAAAUGCAGAACCAGUCGCCUGUGGCCAUGAAUAACGGUAGCCCUAAUCCUGCAAUGAGCCAUCCUUACACCAAUGCUAUGGAAGGUCAGAUGAUGCAGCUGCAAAUGCCGAAUGGUCCAGUUUCGCAGGGUCCACCAAACGGUUCGCCUUUAGCACAGGGUGCACAUGUUCAGCCUCAAAUAUAUCAUCAAGGUGGCAAGUUCAUGAAUCCAAAUAUACCCGCCACAAGUCCAAUGGUUCCACCAGGAAUGAUUUCAUCUAGUUCCAGGCCACAUGUUGUCAACUCUCCUGGAGCAUCGUUACAAAAUCAUCCGGUUGCUCCUUCCAGCGGACAGAAUGCGUCUCCUCGGCUAUUUGCGGGAGUUGGCAAUCCAGAAGCAGCAGUAUCACCGGAGAAGACAUCAGAGCAAAUACAGCAUCAGCAGGCAUUACCUCCGCCAAGAAAAAUGCCAAGCUUGCACUACUGGUCGGACUUUUUCACAAAGAAGAUGCAUGAUGUUCCUUCAACGGUGAAAACGUUUGAAAGAAUAACUUCAAGAGAUGCAGAGUAUGACACAGGGAUGCAAAACGAGCGGGCGAGACCGUUUGACGCGGAUAUGGCCGAGAGAAUGGUCAGGGACCUCAAGUUUUACCAGAAAAUCAGAGACUCGAGGUUGAAAGCUAUCAAUCUCAGACCAGAGCAGAAUAAGGUUACCGAUAGGUUAUGGGGUGAGGGUUAUGCUGGUUACGGAAAUGGAUUUACUACGGGAAGAACAGAGCUUAUUUUACCUGCAAACAGGAAGAAGGCCACCACUGCACCGGAUAUAUAUAUAUCGAAGGAGCAGCUCGAAGAGCAGGCUGAAACUCCUGAGGAGCUGGUUCCUAUACGAUUGGAAUUCGACCAGGACAGAGAUGGUUUCCAGUUGAGCGACACUUUUCUUUGGAAUAUGAACGAGAAGGUGAUCAGUCUGGGUGAGUUUGUUGACACACUAAUGGCCGACUACUUGUUUCCAAAGGAUAAGUUGGCUGACAGCAAGAAGAAGAUCAUCGAUAGCAUUCGCGACCAGCUGGGUGACUAUCACCCCAUGAUAUAUCCAGGAAAUGGCUCUGACAACCCACAACAAGCUGAUGAUCACACAAAGAAGAGUAAGCAGUGUGAUCUCCGGUUCCCGAUUAUGUUGGACAUUACGAUUGGAAACAACCAGUUGACAGACAAAUUCGACUGGGAUGUGAUGAAUCCAAAUAACAACCCCGAAGAUUUCGCACGUGUUCUCUGUGCUGAGAUGUCUCUUCCUGGCGAAUUUCAGACAGCAAUCUCCCAUUCCAUCAGAGAGCAGUGCCAGACUUAUAUCAAGUCCUUGUACUUGGUUGGUUAUAGGUUUGAUGGCUCGCCUGUGUCUGGAGAGGAGCUGAAAGAGUUUGUUAGUUCAAACUUGGAUGCACAUAAUGUGAUUCGCCCGAGAUACCUCUUGAGUGACUACACGGCUUCCUUGCAGGAGCUCUCCUUUGAAAGCAUUCAGAAAUUGAAGAAGGAGCGUGAAAGAGAGGCAAGAAGAAAGAAAAGAGGCCAAACCAGAGUCGGUCGCAGAGGUGGUGUUCUUCUUCCAGAUCUUCGAGAUCUGCCGAAAACUUUCAGGACACCUGUUCCAACAUCUGUUCUUGCUGGUGGUGUUUCGCUUGGUUCCGGCCCUGAUGCUUACAUUGAUUAUCCAAUAUCCAUCGAAAUCCCUCAACGACAACUCAAGGCUUUGGACGACUACAAAAGAGAGCAGCUCAAAAUUAAGGAGGAGGAGAAGAAGAAGCAACUUGAAAUGGAAAAACACAGGCAGGACGAUCAGGCCCGUGUUGCCCGGUUUCUUGCUAAAACUAAGAGAAGGCUUGCCUCUAUCACUGAUAGGCCUACAAUCAGAGUUUCUUGCGAGUGCAAUCCGGAGGAAGUUCUCAUCAAGUUCAAGAUUACCUGA